Messenger RNA from Lichtheimia ornata, 1122 nucleotides. RefSeq lists its product as uncharacterized. Gene Ontology annotation, molecular function: threonine deaminase activity; L-serine ammonia-lyase activity. Lineage: Eukaryota; Fungi; Mucoromycota; Mucoromycetes; Mucorales; Lichtheimiaceae. Gene Ontology annotation, biological process: L-threonine catabolic process; L-serine catabolic process. The record is from RefSeq and is a predicted model, not a curated record. The transcript has 6 exons. The coding region runs from base 1 to 1122 and encodes 373 amino acids.
AUGAUCGAUGACUCCUCAGACGACGAGAAUCCAACCAUGGAAGACACACAAACGCUUCAUGUCCCAACGCCAUUGCUUCAUGCGCCUAACCUCAGUUUAAAGCUUAACUGCAACAUUUUCUACAAAAUGGAGAACAUCCAACCAUCGGGAUCGGUGAAAAUGAGAGGCAUUGGCAACUUUUGUUAUCGCACCGUCCAAACACGAGGCACCGAUACUCAGUUCGUUUGCGGGUCUGGAAUGAAUACAGUGCUUGCUGUCUCUUAUUGUGCACGUCAAUUGGGCGUCGAGGCAUUGAUUGUUGUCCCAAAAGCGACCAAGGAACGGAUAUGCGAGACAAUUCGUGGUGAUGGAUCACAGCUUAUUCUUUAUGGAGAGGAUUGGGCUGCAUCUGAAGCACAUGCAAGGAAACUAGUUCGGCGGAAUGGCAUCUAUGUACCAUGUGCUGAUCACGAGCAUCUCUGGAAAGGCUAUUCAACAAUUGUGCAAGAGCUCAAAACACAGCUACAUGAUGGACCUCCGGCAGCAAUUAUAUGCCCUGUUGGCGGUGGCGGCUUGUUGAACGGCGUUAUCACAGGAUUACAAGAAAUCGGAUGGAAAGAAGUACCAGUAAUCGCCGUUGAGACACAUGGAAGCAAUGCAUUUCAAGCAUCAGUUGUUGCAGGGAAGCUGGUGACAUUACCCAAGCUCACAACAAUCGCUUCAAGUUUGGCUGCCAAGUCCGUUAGCUCGAAAUCAUUGGAGCUUAGUUUAGCACACCCCGUGGUACCGUUUGCAGUAAGCGAUGGUAUGGCUGCUGAUGCUGUACGACUGUUUGCAGAGGAUAAUCGGAUGAUUGUGGAACCGGCUGCCGGUGCAGGAUUAUCUCUUUGUUACACCCAAAUCAUACGCGACAUUCUUCCAUCACUUUCGACUUCGAGUGAUGUGGUGGUGCUCGUCACUGGUGGAUCGGAUAUCGGAUUGGAGCAAUUGGACGAAUAUAGAAAGAAGUACAUCCAUCCCCCCGUUGUAGUCAAGAGCGGUAGUGAAGUAUUCCUCAAAAUGGAUGAUUCUUUAACAAAUGUACGCGACGUCAAUGUGGAUGACCCUUCUUCGUCUGCUGUACAUGCCGCACUAGGCCAAUAG